Molecule: messenger RNA, 486 nt
Organism: Necator americanus (New World hookworm)
Lineage: Eukaryota; Metazoa; Nematoda; Chromadorea; Rhabditida; Ancylostomatidae
Exons: 1
Coding region: 1-486 (161 amino acids)
Source: RefSeq, a predicted model, not a curated record
AUGGUUGAAAUACCCGGACUCACCAUUGAUUCCAAACAACAUGGUUGCAUAUCGAUUCAGCAGCGUCAAGUGCUCUUCGGCCUCAUUUACUCGCCGGUUCUCCUUUCAGGGACAAUCAACUACCGAUUGGAAAACCAUGCACAAAAUAACCACAUCGGCCGAGAAAUCGAAAACAACACCUACAAAGACAAUGUCGUUCUAACGUCGAAAUCAACUGACGACGCAGUGCUGCUCUAUAAAGAGUCAAAAGCAAUCUUCGAAGAAAUGCAGAUGAAUCUCAGAGAAUUCCUAUCAAACGACGGCCAUUUGCGACGUCAAAUAGCUGACAAAGACUUUAGAGAGAAUCCGAAUCAGAAAACCUUAGGAAUACUGUGGAACUCGACAGAUGACACCCUUCUCCUGGCCUCUAGAUCACAGAUGCGAUGGUCGGAGCCGGUGUUCCGACCCCCUUCACUUUUGGGCGGUAGGCGAAAAGACCUACCAUAG